Molecule: messenger RNA, 897 nt
Organism: Periconia digitata
Lineage: Eukaryota; Fungi; Ascomycota; Dothideomycetes; Pleosporales; Periconiaceae
Source: the annotation of a GenBank genome assembly
AUGUCCGCCUCAAAGACAUGGCACUUACUGCCGGUAGACCUGAUCGAACACCAGAUUGCGCAAAUUGAUCUUUUGAUGGCCAUGUAUCCAGACGAAGAGAUAACAGUAGAUAAGGAUUCCGAACACUUCUUGGAAAGAUUGAAGAUAUGCAUAGAAGAUGAAAGUGUGUCUACUUUCGACCGCCAAAGUGUCGCUUCAGUCAUGGUCUCACUGAACCUCGCCAUAACGAACACCAAUCGACUCGUAUUUGAUAUCGAGAUACCGUUUGCGCACAAGGAAGGGAGUUCGCCAGAAGAAGGCUCAAAGAUGAAAGUGCGGAUCCGGCAGCCCCUCUGGAUGAAUCGAGCAGCCACAGCACACAUCAACGCCACAAUCCCUGAACAAGAAGACCUCUUCAGCAUGAUCGAGCUCGCCUCCCAAUCAGCAGCUGAUAACAUUGCCCUGCAAAAAACUUCAGAAGAAGAGCAAGCAGCUAUUUUGAAUUCGAAAGUCCCUGCUGGUCCGCUUGUCCGCGCCUGGUUCUACUUCCCCUCCAUCUCGACACGUUCUAAGCGCGACGAUUUUAUCAUACACGCCCCUUCUUACUCUCUUACUGGUUUUCUAUUCGCUGGAAAGCCUGGACUUCUAUGCCUCGAAGGCACGAGUACGGAGAUUGAUGCCUACAUGAAGUGGAUCAAGACGGAAAGCUGGGGCGACAUUCCGGCGCAUCAUAAGAAGGUCUCCGAGCGGUAUCGCGAUGAAGAUAUCAAGGAGAGAGUAUUUCCGGAUAUGCAGGAGAUCACAGACACUGUUGGCGAAAGGCGAGGUACGAGGGCAAAUCGCGGGGAUAUGAAGGCCGUGGAGGAAUGGCUUGGUGAGAAGGGACUAGGGGAUGUUUUGACUAAGGUGUUGAUGUAA